Messenger RNA from Salvia hispanica, 1838 nucleotides. RefSeq names its product pyruvate kinase 2, cytosolic-like. The record is from RefSeq and is a predicted model, not a curated record. Gene Ontology annotation, biological process: glycolytic process. Gene Ontology annotation, molecular function: magnesium ion binding; potassium ion binding; pyruvate kinase activity. Lineage: Eukaryota; Viridiplantae; Streptophyta; Magnoliopsida; Lamiales; Lamiaceae.
GUUUCCCCUCACUUCACUCCUCCAUCAUUCGUCUCAGCUACCCCCUCAUCGUCAAGAACUCACUUCACUCUCCACUGUGUGUUUGUGCGUGAAAAAUGGUGGUCUCAAAUUACCUGCUUCUUGAAGAGCCCAUUAGGAUGGCUUCCAUUCUCGAGCCCUCCAAGCCUAGUUUCUUUCCGGCAAUGACCAAGAUAGUGGGGACACUAGGCCCGAAUUCACGGUCUGUUGAGGUUAUCGCUGGCUGUCUCAAGGCUGGAAUGUCUGUUGCACGAUUUGAUUUCUCGUUUGGUGAUGCGAAAUUUCACCAAGACACACUGGAGAACUUAUCGAUGGCAAUCAAGGCAACACAAAAACUGUGCGGGGUUAUGCUAGAUACAUUGGGUCCAGAGCUGCUACUUGUCAACAAGUCUGAGCACCCAAUCGCCCUUGAGGAAGAUUCUUUUGUCAUCCUAACACCCGAUCAAGAUAAGCAAGCUAGUUCGGAUCUACUUCCGAUUAAUUUUAGUGGAUUAUCCAAGGCCGUGAAAAAGGGAGAUGAUAUUUUCAUUGGCCAAUACUUGUUUACUGGAAAUGAAACGACUUCGGUUUGGAUGGAGGUGUCAGAGGUAAAAGGGGAGGAUGUGGUAUGUCGGAUCAAGAAUUCUGCCACGUUGGCUGGGCCGUUAUACACAUUGCAUGUCGCAGGGAUCCAUAUCGAUCUUCCUACUCUCACUGAUAAAGAUAAGGAGGUUAUAAGCACUUGGGGAGUUCGAAACAAAAUAGAUUUUCUCUCACUUUCUUAUGCUCGACGGGCUGAAGAUGUUAGACAUGCGCGCGAGUUUCUUUCUGGAUUAGGUGACCUCAGUCAGACUCAGAUUUUUGCGAAGAUUGAGAACGUGGAGGGCUUGGAUAAUUUUGACGAGAUUCUCCAAGAAGCAGAUGGCAUAAUCCUUGCUCGCGGAAAUCUUGGAAUAGAUCUACCACCCGAGAAGGUAUUCUUAUACCAAAAGGAAGCCAUUUACAAAUGCAAUGUUGCAGGGAAGCCCGCAGUGGUGACUCGUGUUGUAGACAGCAUGACCGACAACUUAAGGCCCACUCGUGCUGAGGCAACUGAUGUUGCAAAUGCUGUGCUAGAUGGCACUGAUGCAAUUCUACUAGGUGCAGAGACCUUACGAGGACUUUACCCUGUCGAGACAAUAUCUACAGUCGGGAAAAUUUGUUCCGAGGCUGAAAAGGCCUACCAUCAAGAUCUCUAUUUCAAGAAGGCCGUGAAACAUGUUGGCGAGCCAAUGUCGCACCUAGAAUCAAUAGCUUCCUCAGCAGUCCGUGCUGCCAUCAAGGUGAAGGCAUCGAUCAUUAUUUGCUUCACUUCAUCGGGAAGAGCUGCAAGGUUAAUAGCUAAGUAUAGACCUACUAUGCCGGUUUUGUCCGUUGUCAUUCCCCGUCUGAAGACGAAUCAGCUCUCGUGGACCUUCAGUGGGGCUUUUGAGGCGAGGCAAUCUCUGAUAGUAAGAGGCCUUUUCCCCAUGCUUGCAGAUCCUCGGCAUCCAGCUGAAUUCUCGAGCUCGACAAACGAGUCCGUGCUGAAGGUAGCCUUGGAUCACGGGAAGGCCUCUGGCGUCAUAAAACCACAUGACCGCGUGGUGGUUUGCCAGAAAGUUGGGGAUGCGUCUGUGGUGAAGAUCAUUGAGCUUGAAGAUUAGGGCUCCACUCAACAUCAUGUUAAAGUGUUGAAUAAUGUAUCACUUUGUUGGAUGAAUGUAUUAAACAAUCUUCGAAUUCUAUUUUUCAGCUAAUUAAAUGAACUGGUCGUGUGAUAAAGGAGAGAUCUGAAUGAAAAUUGUCAUUUUAUUUUUAUC